This is a messenger RNA of Paracoccidioides brasiliensis Pb18, 822 nucleotides long. RefSeq lists its product as uncharacterized. The transcript is spliced from 2 exons. The record is from RefSeq and is a predicted model, not a curated record. The coding region runs from base 1 to 822 and encodes 273 amino acids.
AUGGAUCGGGACAGGACGCUUCGGGGAUCCUGUUCCUGUGGUCGCAAUCAGUAUGUCAUCAACAUCCCACAGAACUCCGCAGCCCAGGCCGAGGUAUACUUCGACACAAGCAGAGACCACCGGAGAAACCAAGCGGCCCCGCUGACGGCAUGGCUACGCGUGCCCCUUGACUGGUACCACUCAUAUACAACCUCCUACUUCCCAGAUGAAACACACAGCGCCAUCCGCCGUACCUUCAUUCCGCCAAAUGCACCGCAUUCCCAGCGCAAUUUCUGCGGCUUCUGCGGCACGUCUAUGUCAUAUUGGAGCGAGGAUCCGCCUGAAGAGGCUGAGUUUAUGUCCGUGACGAUUGGCAGUUUGUUCAGCACGGAUCAGGCGGCGUUGGAGGAUUUGGAUCUGUUGCCUGUCGACGCCGAUGUUGAUGUUGAUACUGAUAUUACUACUGCUGCUGCUGCUGCUCAGCCGGUUCCCUCUUCAUCCUCCCCACCUACAACAACCCAACUCACACCAAGAAGCAAAGAACCCCAGAUGUCGGUCAAGCACCGGUUUGGCAUCGUCAAUGGCAUCCCGUGGUUCGAAGAGAUGAUAGAGGGGAGCAGGCUGGGGAGGGUUGAAAAGACAAGACGCGGGGUUGGUAUUGGCACAGACAUAUCUAUGAGGGUGGAAUGGGAAGUGAGCGAGUGGCAUGACGAUGAUUCAGGUCCUAUCGUGGAAGAUUUGAGUGCUGUCUCCGGCUCCGGCUUUGGAGCUGACAUAUAUUCGGGCCCCCGACCCCCCAAGAGGAAAACUCCCGAGGUAGGUGGUCAUGAUGUGGGGAUCUGA